CUUCUCAAGACAAGGGCCAUCGUCUGGACAUCACGCUGCCUGACGGAGCAAGUGCUCACUACCAAACUCCUCCUAUGCCGGUUGAUCACACUUUGGGAACCUCACUUCCAGGACAUUAGGCUCCUGAAAGUGGACGGUCGCAACCCAGGACUCAGUGUCCCAGCCUGCGACCCUCACAGGUUCCAGAAGGGUGGAUAUUGCAAGAUCAAGAAGCAAUGGACUUGGCUGUACGGAUAUUGGAGGAAACCAAGUAUGGAUGCAACUUCUGUAGGGUGGAGUUCCCUAAGAAGUACCUGCUCAACAAGCAUCUGAAAAUGCACACCAAGCCAUACAAAUGCCUGGUACACAUGCCUAGAGCUGUCCCUGACCUCUGCCCCAAAGGAUUUUCAAAUAGCAGAGACCUCAAGCGUCACCGAGAUACUACCCAUGGGAGAGUUAAUGAAGGGUACCCUUGUCCUAAUUGCUCAAAAAAGCUCGCAAGGCCGGACUACAUUCCGCGUCACCUCAAAAGGGGAGCAUGCAAAUCAACAAAAGGCAGUAGAAAUGCAUCGCAUGGAGAUAGAGACUGACGCUGGCGGGCUUCGUGCGUCUCGUGUUACUUCACAGGAUUUU
Molecule: messenger RNA, 612 nt
Organism: Colletotrichum godetiae
Lineage: Eukaryota; Fungi; Ascomycota; Sordariomycetes; Glomerellales; Glomerellaceae
Exons: 2
Coding region: 216-569 (117 amino acids)
Biological process (GO): regulation of transcription by RNA polymerase II
Cellular component (GO): chromosome
Molecular function (GO): chromatin insulator sequence binding
Source: RefSeq, a predicted model, not a curated record